Molecule: messenger RNA, 1251 nt
Organism: Nerophis lumbriciformis (worm pipefish)
Lineage: Eukaryota; Metazoa; Chordata; Actinopteri; Syngnathiformes; Syngnathidae
Source: RefSeq, a predicted model, not a curated record
AUGACGGACCCCAGUGACAUCAGUCUGCCGCCGGAGGAGCGCGUCAGGAUCCUCACCAAGAAGGGGAGCUCGGUGGACAUCAACGACGAGGUGCCCUUGCGCCGCUAUUUCCGAUCAGGCAUGGAGAUGAUCCGUAUGGCCAGCAUCUAUACUGAGGAAGGCAACAUUGAGACUGCCUUUAUCCUCUACAACAAGUACAUUACGCUCUUCAUAGAAAAGGUUCCCAAGCAUCGGGACUAUAAAACGGUGAAUAUUCCUGAGAAGAAGGACACGCUAAAGAAAUUGAAGGACGUGGCCUUUCCUCAAGCUGAAAUCCUGAAGAAAGCACUUCUUAAGAGAUUUGAACAAGACUACGCUCAGUAUCGAGUCAAGAAGAAAGAGGAGGAGGAGGCUUUGGCUCUGCAGGAGUCCCGCCAGCGAGCGCUGGACGCUGAGCGGGAGCGUGUGGCCGAGAUGCAGCGGCGGCAGCAGGAACAGGAACAGUUCAGCGCCUUCGAGGAGAUGAUCCGACGCCAGGACCAGGAACGAGAGCGCCAGCGCAUUCUUUUGGAGUUCGCCGAGCCCUCGGAACCGCCCCCGGACAUGCCGCUCAUCCCAGGCAUAAGAGGUCCGCCGGUCAUCUCGCCCACAAUUCCAAACAACCCAACUGUGAACCACCCUUCCUCGGCCGUAACCCCACCCAGCUUUGACCGCUCACUUAAGCCCGGCUCGUUGGUCAACUUGACUGUAGACGCCCUUCGCCAGCUGUGUGUGCCGUCAGAGCUGUGCCGGAGUUUCCUCCGGCUGGCCGAUGCCAACACCAGCCGGGCUGUGGAAACCUGCGGAAUCCUGUGUGGAAAACUGACAAGAAACACAUUUACUGUGACGCACGUCAUCGUUCCGAAGCAGUGCGGCGGUCCUGACUAUUGCGACACAGAGAAUGAGGAGGAGCUCUUUCUUAUACAGGAUCGGUAUGAUCUCAUCACCCUUGGCUGGAUCCAUACUCACCCAACUCAGACAGCAUUCUUGUCCAGCGUCGACCUGCACACACAUUGUUCGUACCAGAUGAUGCUACCCGAGGCAAUCGCCAUUGUCUGCUCGCCCAAGUUCAAUGAGAUCGGCUACUUCAGACUGACAGAUCGGGGAACCAACGAGAUCUCCUCGUGUAAGCAGAAGGGCUUUCAUCCUCACAGUAGAGAUCCACCUCUAUUUACACAUGCCGGUCAUGUCACCAUCUCCAACGACACUGUCUCCGUGAUGGAUUUGCGGUGA